Messenger RNA from Henningerozyma blattae CBS 6284, 1014 nucleotides. Its product is annotated as transcription activator GCR1-like domain-containing protein. The record is from RefSeq and is a predicted model, not a curated record. NCBI's taxonomy places the organism in Eukaryota, Fungi, Ascomycota, Saccharomycetes, Saccharomycetales, Saccharomycetaceae. Gene Ontology annotation, biological process: positive regulation of ribosomal protein gene transcription by RNA polymerase II. The transcript has a single exon. Gene Ontology annotation, molecular function: RNA polymerase II cis-regulatory region sequence-specific DNA binding; DNA-binding transcription factor activity, RNA polymerase II-specific. Bases 1 to 1014 code for a protein of 337 amino acids.
AUGAAUGAAGGAAGCACAGCCUCCCACUCUACCCCUAUUGAUUCCCCAGAAAACAAUACAAAUAAUAAAAGUAGUAAUGGGAAUAACACACCUCUGACAACAACGACACUUGGAAAAAGUUCUGUUUUGGAAAAUAUUUCUGGAGCUAGUCGUAAGACAGGCUCAAAUACAAUUGAGAAAAAUCGAACAGAUGAAAUUCUUAAAUUACUAGCAAGCAUACAAGACCAGAAUUCAAAUCUUAAAGUCGGCAUAGAACAUCUACAGAGACACUGUGAAGAAGAGUACUUACAUGACUUUAUUAAAAUUAAAAAACGGCAUGACACUUUAUCAAAAUGGAACAAAUCAAUAAAAAAUAUGACAUAUAUUUUGCAAGAAAUUCAAAGCAUCACAAAUGAGGGUACUAAUGUAGUACCUACUUUAAGAAAUACAGCUCGUUCUAUCUCGUUACAGAAUGUGCAUAUUGACGAAUUUAGUUUAUUCUCACACAAUGUAAUUAAUCAUGACAGUUCGCGAAGAGAUGAGACUGAACGAUUGAAAGAUAUUGAUCGUACUGAAAUAAUUCUAAAUAAAAGGGUCAAACUAGAAGAUGAAGAAGACUUUGAUAUUAACAAUCCAAACUAUCAAAGGGACAGAGAUUUCAAACUUGCCAAAAUUAAUAUAAGCGUAUGCACUGUAUAUGAAGUUGCUAAAGAAUAUUACCAGGGCUUCGCCGGUAGGCCGUCGCUAAUGUAUAUGGAAUACAAAUAUGGUCCAACUUGGAGGCGUGAUCCAAAUUGGACAAGAAAAUUUAGACAAAGAAAAAUAAUUAUCGAUAAAAUUGAAGAUGUAAAAAAAAAUCCAACAAAGUAUGGGUUGAGGCCAAAUAUUACGAGAGAACAAGCGAUUAGAGCUGUAGCUUCUGUUGAAUCAUAUGAACGAUGUACUUUGCCAAAACUAGUACAAUAUUUCAAGGAAAAAAAGAUAAACCUACCGAUUAUUUUCUACCGUGAUAUUUUGGAAUUAUAUCAGAAAUGA